UUCUCAGCACCUUCCACAUUUUCCAGCCUGCCAAAUACCAAGCAAAACUUAAUAACCUGGACCGAGUAAAGUCCAACGCUUUUUUCUCCACCAUGCAAGUAUUAUCAUAAAUUUUUAUUCUCCAAGUGAAAAGGCAUAUCAAAUUCAUCAAGAACACACGUUUCCAGCCGCCCCUUUAUAUAUCAGAAGAGAGGGUGUCCAAAUAAGGCUCAAAGAUAAUUAAAAUAAUUGUUUGUCCUUAAGCCACUGGAGGUGUUUGGAACUGGAAUAUCCCAAAAAGUGAAUUUCAUCAUCAGAAUCAGAACAGAAGGCAAAGAAUCAUCAGCAAAAACUUUCAAUCAUGUUGCUAAGGAGCUCAUCAACGCCAGUAAUUGGAUCUCUCCUUACAUCCUACGUCUCAGAAAGUCCUAACAUCAUCAGCAAUCAUCACUCUGAUCCCAAACCAAGCACCUUCCACCAACACACUCCCACCAAGUUUUCAUUCCACCAACCUGGAUCUCUCAACAUCUCACACAAGUCCUCACCAAUCUCUCAUUCCUCCCUCGAUUUGGACCGGCAUUCGCUAACCGGGUUCCGAAGGGCUCAGUCUGAUGGGAACUUGGAAGGACUGGCCUAUGCUUCUUGUGACACUGAAGAUCAGUUCUUGGAUUCAAAACUACCCAACAUGUUCUCUGCAAGAUCCAAGUGCAUGAUGCUGGAAACUAUACCGUCUGUUUCGUUGCAUAAGUCGGGAGGCUAUGAAGAUGAUGAGGACGAUAGUGACGUGGAAUAUGAGGAAUAUGAGGAAGAGGAAGAAGAGGAGUUCGGUGAGGAGAAUCUGGAGAGAGUUGUGGCAACGGAAGGCAAAAAUGUUGGUUUAGAGGAGAAGGUGAAGAACGUGAGCUUAACUCAGGAUUUGAAAUUUUUGGACAAAAUAUGGAGGGCAGGGUUUGAAGAAAAAAGAGAGCUUGCGAGUCAAGAAAUGUAUCUUGGAAAGGGGCUUGGGGUUGGUGGUGGUGGCAGUGGUAGGCGCGGUGGCGGAGAGGUUAAGUGGGAUGGCUAUGGUAGUGAUGGAGGAGAUGACAACCGUGGGGCUGAGGGGCAUUACAAGAAGCUGGUUGAGGAAAAUCCAGGAAGCCCUUUGUUCCUUGGAAAUUACGCUCAAUUUUUGUAUCAGACCAAGAGAGAUCUUCAGGGAGCAGAGGAGUACUACUCUAGAGCCAUCCUAGCAGAUCCUAAUGAUGGUGAAGUUAUGGCUCAAUAUGCUAAGCUAAUUUGGGAGCUACACCAUGACCAAGAUAGAGCCUUGAGCUACUAUGAACGAGCAGUCCAAGCUGCACCUCAAGACAGCCAUGUCCACGCAGCAUAUGCCAAUUUUCUCUGGGAAGUAGAGGAAGACGAGGACGAAGCCGAUGCAGAGUACAUUCACCGCGCCGUGCCAUUGUAUCUUCACGAAGGAAUCAUGACAUCUGCAAGUGCCUAAAAUUGUUUGCUCGCGUUGUAACGGUGACUAGGUUGCCAACAAGAAUGGUCACGACCUAUGUAUAAACAUUUUUCUGAGAUGAAUGGUUGUCCUCUCAGUUUUUA
Molecule: messenger RNA, 1566 nt
Organism: Pyrus x bretschneideri (Chinese white pear)
Lineage: Eukaryota; Viridiplantae; Streptophyta; Magnoliopsida; Rosales; Rosaceae
Exons: 4
Coding region: 341-1462 (373 amino acids)
Molecular function (GO): protein binding
Source: RefSeq, a predicted model, not a curated record